AUGUCUAUAUGUCCACCGCCUGGCACCAGCAAUGGCCUCAAGCGCAAGCAUUCGAGCCUGGGAUCCAGCCGAGUCGAGGACAUUGCUUGGACGACAGCCCGUUGUAACAGACUUUUGAGGACCAUCGAUUCACGAAUAGAAGCUAUCCGUAACCUCAUCAGACCCGAUCUCAGAGCCCACAAGACAGCGUCCAGGCCAGAGAUAAGGAUACGAAAGCGGAAGCCUGAGUCACUGACAGAUCCCCUCUGGCUGCCAGAAGGCUCGAAGAAGAUCAAACCUCGUACCUACGCAGCCAAGGACAGGCCAAAGAUUGAUCGAACUGUGCGCAAUGGAGGUUCCAGUAACGAUGGCAGAGUGCACACCAUCGUGCUGCCGAGUCCGUUUCUCAAGCGUGUGCAGCAACCCCCUACCGUGCCGCUGCAGGCAAGUCCCGCUCUGGAUCAUAUGGAGCCUACUCUGGUCCAGCAUCGCAUGCGAAGACAACUUCCUAUCAAAAUACAGGAUCCCAUUGAAAAGGCAGAAGUCGCCUUGCGUUCGGCAUUUCAAAACUUUCUACGUAUUACUCAAGCAGCCAACAACGUGAGCAGGCGCGGCGCUCGUAGCCUGCUGGGAACGUGUCUGCGUCAGGUACCGCGAUACCUCGAGUCACAAAUGGAGCCUUCAUAUGACGGGGAGGAUGUCGAUGGGACGAUUGCGAGUGAUGUGUGGUCCUUCUUCGACGACUUGCUCAACAUCAAGGGCUCAGACUGGCAGGGACUUCGCGAAGUCGCGCGAAGUCAAGGAAUCGAUGCGGUACGACGCGCUAUUCUUGAUCAAAGCUUGAGCGAUUCAUGUAUCGACAAGCUUAUACGCGACUGUAUAGAACUAUCUGCGUUGCCAGAAGUCGAGAUUCUCAUCAGUGCAUGGCUGGAGGCUAGUGAGGUUACGUCGUUGACAAAGACGGGCCUGCUCGACACAGAGAGUCUGUGGCGUGGCCUGGAGGGCAUUCGAUUUCGAGUUCUUACACGCUUCGUAAGUCAGGACAGGACUCGGAUCUCAGCCCUGUUGACUGGACAUAAGCAUAUGUGGAACACCCUCUUGCGAGCCAUCACGCAAGGUGCUCAGGACGAGGCUCUGCAAUUCCUUCAACUAUGCAUAGAGAGUGUUGCUGAGGACGCCUAUGUCCCGGGCGAAAUGAACCUAUACCACAAACAAAUGACCAAGAAUAUGGAUGAAGUGGCCUCCAAACUCUGCAUCAUGGCCUGCACAAGCUUGCUCCUGGAUGAGGCCAGUCGGCAUGGAGUUCAACUACGACAAGGCUUAUUUCGUCUUGGCAUGAGCGUUCUAGCGAACAAUCACAUUCGAGUCAACAGGCUUGCGGUGCCGUGGCUAGCAGGACCUAUCGUCCUUGCAGCGCUCACUGGUAGUCCCUCGACAUUGGCGUCUCAUAGUCGAGAAAUUACAGAAGCUUACGAUGGAGUCGCACGAGAUGUCUUGUAUCGUCGCGAAGCAGAGAGAUGCACGCAAGACUUUGCCCAGUCCAUAGCUUGCGGCUUCUUCUCGCUGGACACUGACAAAGACUUAGACAUCGUCGGUCCAGUGUUCAGUCGCAUCAAGGAACACAUCACGGCAUCCUCCUCAUCCAAAAGAAUCGAGAAAACGAUCUUGCGGACCAUCGCCACGGAGCUCAUCACUCGCCGACGUUUGAACGACGACUGUGCCGAUGAGACUGAUGACACUUGGCAAAUGCCAAAGACACCAUCUGCAUUCCAGACGCCACGAGCCAAAGCAUCGAAAUUCGGCUGGGACGAUGACCUCUGCGAGUGGGUCGCGAAGACACCAUUUACGCAAGCAGAGCCAUCUGGUCCAGGAAGCGUUCUCGCCGACGACAAGGAGAAUGAGGAGCCAGAAACGCCCGACGUACUGACCAGGACGAUCAUGAAGACUCCAGGGAUUGAACGGAGGAGACAAAGAGCACUCGCCGUCGCAGCGCAAUGUCUUCUCCCACAGCGUCCUACGAUGAUGCCGAAAAGUCCUCGAGUAAUUAUUGCUCGCCCGAUCAAGCGUCGGAAGUCUGGCAGAAUCAAGGCGAGAGAAAUUGAAGAUGAAAGCGAAGAUGAGUUGGCUUUGUAGAGUUGUAAUGCGGGACAA
Molecule: messenger RNA, 2130 nt
Organism: Sphaerulina musiva SO2202
Lineage: Eukaryota; Fungi; Ascomycota; Dothideomycetes; Mycosphaerellales; Mycosphaerellaceae
Exons: 1
Coding region: 1-2112 (703 amino acids)
Source: RefSeq, a predicted model, not a curated record